This is a messenger RNA of Salarias fasciatus (jewelled blenny), 1652 nucleotides long. Its product is annotated as cystine/glutamate transporter. Lineage: Eukaryota; Metazoa; Chordata; Actinopteri; Blenniiformes; Blenniidae. Gene Ontology annotation, cellular component: membrane. The transcript has 11 exons. Bases 1 to 1452 code for a protein of 483 amino acids. Gene Ontology annotation, biological process: amino acid transmembrane transport. Gene Ontology annotation, molecular function: L-amino acid transmembrane transporter activity. The record is from RefSeq and is a predicted model, not a curated record.
AUGCACAUGAAGGACGAGGGGGAUAAGGAGAAGGAGAAGGCGCAGGACGAGGCGGUGCGCCUCCACCGGACCAUCGGGCUGCUGCCCGCCGUGUGCUUCAUCAUCGGGACGGUGGUGGGCAGCGGGAUCUUCAUCGCCCCGAAGGGAGUGCUGAUGAACAGUGGCAGCGUGGGGCUGUCUCUGCUGGUCUGGGCGCUGUGUGGCGUCCUCUCCCUGUUCGGGGCCUUAUGCUAUGCCGAACUGGGCACCACUUUCACCAAGUCCGGGGGUCACUACACAUAUCUGCUGGAGACGCUGGGGCCACUGCCGGCUUUCCUGCGGCUCUGGGUUGAAUUUUUCUUUAUCAGGCCAGCUGUGGCUUCUUAUGUGUCCCUGGCUUUUGGACGGUAUGUGGUGGAGCCGUUUUACGCGCCGUGUGCAGCUCCUACAAUCCUGAUCCAGCUCGUCAGUAUCCUCGGAGUGACGUUUGUGAUCGUAGUCAACUGUCUGAGCGUGAGCUUGGCCUCUCGCACGCAGGUCACCUUGACUUUCAUUAAGAUGGGCGCUCUGGUCCUCAUCAUCGUCCCCGGCACCAUCGCAUUAGCCAACGGGAAGACCCAAAAUUUCCAGAAUGGUUUCGAGAUGCACGCGUUGACGCUGGAGAAGUUGCCCCUGGCUUUCUACAACGGCCUAUAUGCCUAUGGCGGAUGGUUUUAUUUGAACUAUGUCACUGAAGAGAUCAUAAACCCAAACAGGAACAUCCCGCUGGCGAUCAUCUUCUCCAUGGUGACGGUGACCUUCUUUUACGUGCUUGUUAACGUGGCCUACUACACCAUGAUGACCCCCGCCGAGCUGCUUCUGUCCGACGCCGUGGCCGUCACGUUUGCCCGACGGGCAUUCCAGGGACUGUCGUCCGUGAUCCCCGCCCUGGUGGCCCUGUCCUGCCUGGGAGCGAUGAACGGCGGCUUCUUCGGCGUGCCCCGGAUGCUGUUUGUGGGGGCCAGGGAGGGCCAGUGGCCGGCCAUCUUCUCCAUGAUUCACAUCCGGAGACGGACGCCUCUGCCCGCCGUGCUGUUACUGUACCCCUUGACGGUGCUGAUGUUGACCAGCGGAGAGAUCUACAACCUCAUCAGCUUCGCCUCCUUUUCUCGGUGGUUCUUCAUCGCCUUGGCAACGCUGGGGAUGCUCAUCCACCGCUACCGCUUCCCUCUGCACCCGAGGCCCUUCAAGGUGCCGCUGGCCAUCGCCGUGGUCUUCACGGUGGUCUGCUUCUUCAUCGUGGGCCUGUCCCUGUACUCGGACCCCUGGAACACCGGCUGGAGCUGCUUCCUGACGCUCACCGGGAUCCCGGUCUACUACCUGACCGUGCAGCGAUACCGCCUGCCUCGCCGAUGGAGACGCGUCUUCAACUAUUGCAGCAAGCAGCUUCAGAUUCUUCUGGAAGUGGCUCAACAGGAAGUCCAAACAUACUGACGGCCCCAAAGAAUACCCAGAAUCCCCAUCUGUCUUCUCGAAGCCACUUUGACACGUUUAAGGGAAGAUUUAGAGAUUUUACUUGAAAAAUGGUUCAUGCUGGAAACACAAUUCCACUUUUUUUGUAACUUUCGUGUGAAAUGUAGAAGAGACACUUCUAGAAUUUUUAACUCUACUUAAUGUAGAUUUUUAACAACUAA